GGAGAACUUACAGAACGCCCUGUACCUAGAUAUGGUGCCAGAGCCCUGGGCCAGGCGAGCCUACCCUUCCACAGCAGGCUUGGCAGCCUGGUUUCUGGACCUCCUCAACCGAAUCAAGGAGCUGGAGGCUUGGACAGGUGACUUUGCAAUGCCCUGCACCGUGUGGCUGACAGGUUUCUUCAACCCCCAGUCCUUCCUGACAGCCAUCAUGCAGUCCAUGGCCCGCAAGAACGAGUGGCCCCUGGACCAGAUGGUGCUGCAAUGUGAUGUAACAAAGAAGAACAGAGAAGAGUUCAGAUGCCCUCCUCGGGAGGGGGCCUACAUCCAUGGCCUCUUCAUGGAAGGUGCCCGCUGGGACACACAGGCUGGGAUCAUUACAGAGGCCAAGCUGAAGGAUCUGACACCCCCCAUGCCUGUGAUGUUCAUCAAGGCCAUUCCUGCAGAUAAGCAGGAUUGCCGCAGUGUCUAUUCCUGUCCUAUGUACAAGACUUGUCAGCGGGGACCCACCUAUGUGUGGACUUUCAACCUGAAGACUAAGGAGAACCCAUCCAAAUGGGUUCUAGCUGGAGUAGCCUUGCUUCUCCAGGUUUAGCUUCCUGCAGAGCCAGAGAAAAUGAGAAAAGAGCCUAGGCUGGAGCCUGCCUAGAAGGACAGGUGGGUGAAGGACGAACACAGACACUUAGAAAGAUAAGACAUCACAAGCACCCACAAUUCUGUAGAAUUCCCCUAGGGACUCGGAUGGAGAGCAGUGUCUAUAGUGAGGCUGAGCUGGAGGAGUAUGGGCCUCAAACUAGGAGAGAAUUUUGUAACACAAUGUUUCCAAUAAAAUGAUUUAUUUCUCAA
This is a messenger RNA of Galeopterus variegatus (Sunda flying lemur), 843 nucleotides long. RefSeq names its product dynein heavy chain 9, axonemal-like. Gene Ontology annotation, molecular function: dynein light intermediate chain binding; minus-end-directed microtubule motor activity; dynein intermediate chain binding. Gene Ontology annotation, biological process: microtubule-based movement. The record is from RefSeq and is a predicted model, not a curated record. NCBI's taxonomy places the organism in Eukaryota, Metazoa, Chordata, Mammalia, Dermoptera, Cynocephalidae. The coding region runs from base 32 to 592 and encodes 186 amino acids. The transcript has 2 exons. Gene Ontology annotation, cellular component: dynein complex.